AUGGAGGAGCUGGAGGAUCUGGUGCACUUCUCCGUGUCCGAGUUGCCUAGUCGCGGCUACGGCGUCAUGGAGGAGAUCCGGCGGCAGGGCAAGCUGUGCGACGUGACGCUCAAGAUUGGGGACCACAAAUUCAGUGCUCACCGGAUCGUCUUAGCAGCCUCCAUCCCGUACUUCCACGCGAUGUUUACAAAUGACAUGAUGGAGUGCAAGCAGGAUGAGAUUGUAAUGCAAGGAAUGGACCCAAGCGCCCUGGAGGCUCUCAUCAACUUUGCCUACAACGGCCACCUUGCCAUUGACCAGCAAAAUGUCCAGUCACUACUGAUGGGGGCGAGCUUCCUGCAGCUGCAGAGCAUCAAAGAUGCCUGCUGCACAUUCCUCCGAGAACGGCUUCACCCCAAAAAUUGCCUGGGUGUGCGCCAGUUUGCUGAGACAAUGAUGUGCGCUGUGCUGUAUGAUGCAGCCAACAGCUUCAUCCACCAGCACUUUGUGGAGGUGUCCAUGUCGGAGGAAUUCCUGGCCCUGCCCUUAGAAGAUGUGCUUGAGCUGGUGUCUCGGGACGAGCUGAAUGUCAAAUCCGAGGAGCAGGUCUUUGAAGCCGCUUUGGCCUGGGUUAGAUACGACCGGGAGCAAAGGGGGUCCUACCUGCCUGAGCUGCUGUCCAAUAUCCGUCUACCCCUCUGCCGGCCCCAGUUCCUGUCAGAUCGGGUGCAGCAGGAUGACCUGGUGCGUUGCUGCCACAAAUGCAGGGACCUGGUAGAUGAAGCAAAGGACUAUCACCUCAUGCCAGAGCGCCGGCCUCAUCUGCCGGCUUUCCGAACUCGGCCUCGCUGCUGCACAUCCAUCACUGGGCUCAUCUAUGCCGUGGGAGGCCUCAACUCAGCAGGUGAUUCCCUGAAUGUGGUGGAAGUGUUCGACCCCAUCGCCAAUCACUGGGAGAAGUGCCAUCCCAUGACGACAGCCCGCAGCCGCGUCGGUGUGGCUGUAGUGAACGGGCUUCUCUAUGCCAUCGGGGGAUACGACGGCCAGCUGCGGCUGAGCACUGUGGAGGUCUAUAACCCAGAGACAGACACAUGGACCCGAGUCGGGAGCAUGAACAGCAAGAGAAGUGCCAUGGGGACGGUCGUGCUGGACGGGCAGAUCUACGUCUGCGGGGGCUAUGAUGGCAACUCUUCUCUCAACUCCGUGGAGACCUACUCACCUGAGACAGACAAGUGGACAGUGGUGACCCCGAUGAGCUCAAAUCGCAGUGCUGCUGGGGUCACAGUCUUUGAGGGCAGGAUAUAUGUGUCUGGCGGCCACGACGGUCUGCAGAUCUUCAACAGUGUGGAGCACUACAAUCACCACACGGCCACCUGGCACCCAGCCGCUGGCAUGCUCAACAAGCGCUGCCGGCACGGAGCUGCCUCUCUGGGCAGCAAGAUGUUUGUCUGCGGGGGCUAUGACGGCUCUGGCUUCCUCAGCAUCGCCGAGAUGUACAGCUCUGUAGCAGACCAGUGGUGCCUGAUCGUCCCCAUGCACACACGCCGGAGUCGCGUCUCCCUGGUGGCCAGCUGUGGGCGCCUCUAUGCUGUGGGGGGCUAUGAUGGACAGUCGAACCUCAGCUCAGUGGAGAUGUACGACCCAGAGACGGACUGUUGGACUUUUAUGGCCCCCAUGGCGUGUCAUGAGGGAGGGGUCGGUGUGGGCUGCAUUCCUCUCCUCACCAUCUAAGGCAGAGGAUGGGAUGUGGUGGGGUAGGGAUCAGGUACAAACACAGGCACUUCCUUCCGGGGACAGUCCCUCUUGGGAGAGGUGGUGGACCAGAAGACAGGGUGAAAUGUGAGCUCGCCAGAGGUACAGUUUUUCCAGGUGCUCAAGUUCUCCCUCACUGUGCUGCUCUUGUGACCGUCAGGUCUAGGUCAUCUAGAUGCACAGCAUGGGACAGAAGCCCCUCUAGGUCCCGCAGCUGGUGACACGUGACUGCUUUGUUGGUCCACACAUACACAGGCUCCAUCGAAGCCCAGCUCCCACCUGCCACAGCUCUGGGCUGCCCUGGCAGAUGGCCUUCCAUCUGACACUCCUCGCCUGCCGUUUUCCAGCCAUGUAGUGGCCAGUCUGUGAUGGGGCAGCUGCAGUGGCCAACCCUGUUGGAAAUGAGUGUGGCUGGGAGAGGAUGACACGCUCCAAGUGUUCUGACUGCCUGCGAUGAUGCGGCCCCAGCAAGGUGCUUGGUUGCACACAAGCUCCUCCUUCCAUCCGAGGGCACAGAGGCGUUGGUCCUCAUUGCUGGAUAAGCAGGGAGAACAGAAUUUUGCUAUGUCUGAUUUUGGGAUUUCAGUGGGGUCUUUUACAUCUUGUUCAGGAGAAACAGAAGAAAAAAAGAUACUUGAAAGAAACUGAGGGAAUUUGAAGAAACACUUGAAAGAAACUGGAAAUAAAUACUUUUUUAAGUAAACAAUUUUUGCAAGAAGAAAACACUUGUAAAAAAAGAUACUAAAGAGAAAUAAUGUGUUUAAAGAGAAAACCACCCAACAUGUAAAGGGCGGUGACCGCGCCCACAUUCGGAUCCUAGGGUCCUGAGGCCUCGCGUAGCACUUGGGGUUCCCUCUGAGCCCUAGCAUGUCUGGAAUCAGCGCACUCCACUGGUCCUGUAGCAAGGUGCUCAUUGGGUUUGUCUUCACACCCAUCAUCAGAGGACUUUUUUAAUCAUAGGCUUAGUGAGUCGGCUGAAUUACUGACGCUCUUCUAGGUGGGAGCUCCCAGCUGGUCGCUGGAGGCUCCAGGUACCCCUGUGGUUACCUCCCACUGCCACCAUGGCUCCCAUUCUGACCCCCCACCCCUAUGUCCCUUCCUUUCUUAUUCUACCAGCAGGAAACAGUAGAUCUGGCCGGACUCUCGCCCAUUUAUCAUUCUUAGAUACCUGUGCUCAUUGUGAUGCUCUUGGGGCUGGCUUGGUCCCUUGUCUAUCCUGCCAGUCCAAUGUCCUCCAUCCACUCGCCAGUUCCAGGGGCCUGGACUCCCUCCAGCCCUUGGCAGGCUGAUCAGCAAGGUGGGCCUUCACAUUCAAGCAAAGCUGGCUUUAUGGUAUAAAGAGCUAAUGGCUGAAGGAAUCUCUUGCUGCUGCAAAGAACAGAUUUUAUAUUUCUUCCUCUGAUCUUAGCAAAUGACCUCUUGCAGACACUCCAUGCUCCUUCAUUCUCCUCCCUGGAUGGGACCUUCACAUAGCACAGCAGGAUCCGAACAGGAGGACACCUGUGCUACCAGUGCACUGGUCAGUGGGGCUGUCCUUCAACUGCUGCUGCCAAAAUCUGGUGUUCGACAGUGCUUCCAGGAAGACUGACGGGACAGUUAUUUUAAUGCAAGACUGGGUCUUAGGGUCUGCGUCUCCACCUGGGUGGUCUCCUGUCUGUUGCUGCCUCUGGUGGCCUGGAAGCCUGUUCAGAAAGGCACAAUGUGGAGCUUGAGACGUCUUCCUCCCUAGGACCAUGAGGUUUACCAGGGUGUGCAAUCGCCAUGUAUCCAGAGGGAAGUACCUUUGUUACCUGCCACUUAGGCGCUGGGCCUCUGUUCCAAGCACUUGAAAAUGAUGUUUUUUUAAAUGACUCAGCAGUCUGAUGGAGUUUAGCCUGAGCUCUGACAUUCCUCACUCCCUCGGUUUGCCUACAGAGGCCGACUUGGAGGAGGCUGGGUCUGUACUUCCUGGUAGAGGAGUGUAUCAGUGCUCAUCUUAUUUUAUUAAGACACUUUCUGUGAAUCUGAAACAGCACUGCCGAUCCUGGAUUGGGAAGGUGUUAAGGAGCAGUAAGUGGGCUAGAGAGAGGUCCUCGCCAGGUCCUCAGGAUGCUGGCCCAGAUUCUGCCAUUGGGGAUGGUAGGUCGUUUCCUGUGAUCUGCUGCUCUGGUCAUGGCCUUCCCAAGUCCACUCUCGCCUCCUGGUGUGAAAGUUACACUGCUGCACCUGAGAGCAUUUCCAAGUAAGGAACCCAGUGCCUGGAUCUGGGUUCUGAGCACAAGUGCAUAAACACCAACGGUUUACCCUCAGUCAGUCCCUCGGGCUGGUGGUGAAUGUUUGCAAAUAGCUGGUCUGGCCCCUUGGUGUUGGCGCCUUUCCAAUAGCACUGUGAAAAGAAGAGACAUCAGUCACCCAAGGAUAUUGUGAAAGGGUUUGACAAGGAGGUAGGACAGGUACUGUGCUCAGUGGGCCCUGGGGUCUAACCCAGCUCUGAGCAGAGGACUGUGACCUUCUCUGUCUUUGGGCAUUUCCCCUUAAACAACACGUGGGUUUUAUCUGAGAUCAAAGCCAAGAUGGGAGCUAAAGACCAGCCUUUUGACUUGGCCACAAAGAUGUGAGUAGGUAGAAAUUCUGCGCCUCCCUACCCCCCCAAUUUAUUUCUCAGAAAAAUCUUAUUUCCUUUUAUUUAUAGAACGCAUGUCUUUUGUGUUAAAAAACCAAAGAGAAAUAAAGAGUACACUUCUAAUAA
Messenger RNA from Miniopterus natalensis, 4459 nucleotides. It is a transcript of the gene KLHL18, whose product is annotated as kelch like family member 18. The record is from RefSeq and is a predicted model, not a curated record. Lineage: Eukaryota; Metazoa; Chordata; Mammalia; Chiroptera; Miniopteridae. Gene Ontology annotation, molecular function: protein binding.